GUUGCGCUGUCUGCUUUGAUCGAUGCCCCAAAACUGACGCUAUUAUUUGCAAACUGGCGCAGUUGAUCAAUAACGCCGAGAGCUUUCGGUGGUUGCUUAGUUAGUGUUUUUUCUAUCUCAAUUUUGCGAUAAUAAAGCAACCUGGAUAAAGCUAGGACGUCCAACAAAUCUGACAAAAUGCCAGCAAAGGCAGAAGAUAUUUUAAAAGGAUUUCAGGUUAACUGGAUGAACCUAAGAGAUGCUGAUGAUGGGAAAAUCCUGUGGCAAGGAAAUGAAGAUCUGUCCCUGCCGGACGUGGAGCAUGAAGCCCGCGUGCCCAAGACGAUCCUGAAAUGUCGCGCGAUCUCGCGGGAAAUCAACUUCACCUCCGCCGAGUCGAUGGAGCGGUUUCGACUAGAGCAGCGUGUCCUUUUCAAGGGUCGCUGCCUGGAGGAGUGGUCCUUUGACUUUGGUUACGUGAUCCCCAACUCGACCAACACCUGGCAGAGCGUCAUCGAGGCGGCUCCUGAGAGCCAGAUGAUGCCGGCCAACGUGCUCAAUGGUAACGUCAUCAUCGAGACCCAGUUUUUCGACGACGACCUGCUGGUCUCCACCUCCCAGGUCCGCCUGUUCUACGUGUAGUUCAGCUCCUCUGCAGAGCGGAGCCAGUCAGUGGUCAGCGCCUCGACCCUGGACGACACCCGGGUCCGGGCGGGGGCGCCGACGGGAGCGGUCUGUCCCAUGGUUUGUCAGUGUUAUUGUAUCGGCCUCUCUUGCCCGCCGCUGGUGCACAAGACGCACGCUUUCUUCUUGUAUCCGUGCCGCGGGCGUUGGUCGUUCUCGGGAAAAUGUCAUUGAUUCGGUCGUGGUUCAGGGAUGGACGCAGGAGCCCGGCAUAGUUUUUUUUUCCUGAGGAUGGAACCGUUUCUGGUCUCAACUACACUCAAGGAUGGGCCAGCUAAAUCCCAACGAAGAUCUGAUGAUAGCGAGUCAGCGACAACUGAAUCGUGAACGUCAGGUUCCCGCUGCAGCGGUAUGAGAUAAGUCGGCCCGACCAAUUACUAGCCUGCGUGUCGAUGUUUUGUGUACGGUACGGAUAAGGAUCCUAUUGUGUGAUAACUGUAAUUCAUAGGAUAUUUGGUCAGAUGCUGUGUAGUUGAGUUGGCCAACUUGAACGCCAGUCAUUCGGACAGCCGAAUAUAAACCGUACAAAUGUUUAAGUUGAGGGGGUUUUGCGGACCAGCUUUGUUGCAUUAGCAUCUGUUACUGUGGCUAAGGGCCGGUCAUGGUUCAUUGUGGUGUGGUUUCAAUAGCCAAAUGUAUCCUACGCUCUGAAAGGCCGAUUAGGUCAGCGAAGAGGAGCAAAUUUGUCUCGAACAUCAUCGUCGUCAUACUGGUUGGUACGCGUUUGUUUUGUUUGCUUCGUUGUCACUUCGGGAGUGGCCAGGGUAUAGAGCUUCUCGCCUUUGUUGUGUGGAGCCUCAUUAUCGGAUCCGUGUGUUAGUACCGAUGUCAUUAUCGCAAUCACGCCGGUCCGUACUACUAGUCCGUACGUACUAGUAGUUCUGUUUCUUGGCCGAAAUAUUCGGGUUAUCGUUUUUCCGUUACCAGUGGUUUGCCUUACCCUCCUGACGCUGACAAUCCAAGACGUACAAAUCAGUGAAAGGACGCUUGAUUCGCGGAAACGCUCGGUUAUGGGACCUGUUCUGAUGUGGCGGAGAAAAACUCAAAAUUAUUGACAUCUUUCGAAACUCAACUAUAACUGUCAGAACCUAAGCUCUGCCGACCGCGAGUUAGUUGGCUGCGAUCACUUACUCCCACAGCAUCGUGUUCUCUAUGGUCAACACUCAAAUGUGACUCGGUAUGUGUGUCUCACCAGUACACCAUUCUGUGGUCGUUGUGUCACCGUUUCUGACAAGAGGCACAUCUCCCCACCGCGCACGGAUCAUGCCGAUGUUUGACGUUUUAGUGACGAUCCAGAUAUGCCACCGCGUCCUGUGGCUGUGUGAUGUGGUUCCUCACAAAUAUAUGUGAUAUCACAAAAA
Molecule: messenger RNA, 2024 nt
Organism: Amphibalanus amphitrite
Lineage: Eukaryota; Metazoa; Arthropoda; Thecostraca; Balanomorpha; Balanidae
Product: retinal rod rhodopsin-sensitive cGMP 3',5'-cyclic phosphodiesterase subunit delta-like
Exons: 6
Coding region: 178-621 (147 amino acids)
Biological process (GO): sensory perception of light stimulus
Cellular component (GO): cytoplasm
Source: RefSeq, a predicted model, not a curated record